Molecule: messenger RNA, 1131 nt
Organism: Fraxinus pennsylvanica
Lineage: Eukaryota; Viridiplantae; Streptophyta; Magnoliopsida; Lamiales; Oleaceae
Source: the annotation of a GenBank genome assembly
AUGGUACCUAAGAGUAGACUGCUUCUUCAUCUAAUGAUAGUAUGCAUAAUCUCAAUAUUCUUCCAAUCCCAUAAAACAGCUGCAGUCUCUUUGGCAUUGGAUGGUUGCCAAGAAAAAUGUGGAAACGUAGAAAUUCCUUAUCCAUUCGGCAUAAAGAAGGGCUGCUAUCUUGAUGGGCAAUUUGAAAUCAUAUGCGACGAUUCAUCGAAUUCUGCCUUUCUAGUUGACUUCAAAAUGAAGAUAGAACACAUCUCCAUACCACAUCACCAUGUAAGGGUUUCCAACUUCCCAGUUCUAAAUAUGACUUUCAAUAGAUCAUCAGGAGAAAGUUUGAGAGUAAAACCCACCCCGGAAUUUAAUUUUAGACGUUUCAGUUUGUCCCACACAAAAAAUAAGUUUGUUGUAGUGGGAUGUGAUUUGUAUGCCUACAUCGUUGAUAAUACAAGUAAAGAGUUCCUCACAGGAUGUGGAUCUCUCUGCAACCGCACUGACAUAGUCAGAUCCACUUCAUCUUGCUCAGGCUUUGGUUGCUGCCAGUCAAGUUUACCAAAAGAUUUCUCAAUUUUUACUUUGUGGGUUAAUAGAAUAAAUACCUUGAAAGAGUCCUGGCCAUCAGAUCCAUGUGGCUUUUUCUUUUUUGUAGCCACGGACAUCCAAAUUGAUCAUCGACAUAAUUUCUCAGCUUGUAAUGAAAGGUAUUAUGUCCCUGUAGUCUUUAACUGGACAGUUGGAAACACCAGUUGCAGCAACGCAAAGCAAAAAAAUGACUGUCGCUGUGGCCCGAAUAGUAAUUGCUAUGACAAUGAUGGAGAUUGGGGAUAUAGAUGCAUCUGCAAUCCAGGUUACCAAGGAAAUCCUUACCUCCCCAAGGGAUGCGAAGAUAUUGAUGAAUGUAUAAAGCCCAAUCACAAUGACUGCCAAGAGAAGGGCCGCUGCAUAAACAUACCAGGAAGCCACUAUUGCCAACGUAGUCGAGGACAUAUAUUGGCAUUGUUCAUUCCCUUAGGAGUUGGCCUUGCUGCUGGCCUUCUAAUUCUGGCAGCUAUUACUCUCUGGCUCUUCCGUAAAAUUAAGAAAAUGAAUGAAAGGAAAGGCUGUAGUGUCCGACUUUGGACUGUCAAGGGCAACUAA